Cajanus cajan (pigeon pea) is the source of this 1814-nucleotide messenger RNA. RefSeq names its product isoflavone 3'-hydroxylase-like. Lineage: Eukaryota; Viridiplantae; Streptophyta; Magnoliopsida; Fabales; Fabaceae. The record is from RefSeq and is a predicted model, not a curated record. Gene Ontology annotation, molecular function: iron ion binding; oxidoreductase activity, acting on paired donors, with incorporation or reduction of molecular oxygen; monooxygenase activity.
UAUUUUAAUUUCUAUUUAAUAUAUGCAAUUCAGAUUCAUUGAUUCAUUGUACCAAACAGGGAUGCUCUGCGUUAUGAAAUCCAACGAUGCUCUGCGACACCUUACUGAAAUGGCACUCUUCUUGUUCUACACUUUUCUUUCCCUCGCUUUCAUCUUCACUCUUCUUAAGAUUUUGCUCCAAACCCAAUCAAGAAGAUUCAGAAACCUUCCACCGGGUCCGCCAACCCUCCCCAUCAUCGGAAACCUCCACCACCUCAAGCCGCCAAAUCACCACGCCUUCGCCGUGCUAUCUCAAACCUACGGCGACGUCAUCUCCCUCAGGUUCGGGCGGCGCCUCGUGGUGGUGCUGUCGUCGCUCUCCGUCGUGCAACAAUGUUUCGCCGCGAACGAUGUUGUCCUUGCGAACCGUCCUCGCUUCCUCGUCGGGAAGUACGUCUCCUACGACUACACCACCCUCGGUUCUACCUCGUACGGCCACCACUGGCGAAACCUCCGCCGCAUCGCCACCGUGGACGUCCUCUCCACUCAUCGCCUCAACUCGUUUGUCGGAGUUCGGAGGGACGAGAUUAGGCGGCUGGUUAUGAAGCUGGGACAGGACGCCACGUGUCGCGAGGGCGAGGGGUUUGCGAAGGUGGAACUCAGGUGGAGGCUGACGGAGAUGACGUUCAACAACAUGAUGAGGAUGAUAACGGGGAGGAGGUGUUACGGUCAGGACUGUGACGUAAAGGAGGCUGAGACGGCGAGGCAGUUUAGAGAGGUCAUAACGGAGAUGGUGUCACUUUCAGGGGCCAACAACAAGGGUGACUUCUUACCUCUACUCAGGUUAUUUGAUUUUGAGGAUCUGGAAAAGAGGCUGAAGAGGAUUGCGGAGAGAGCUGAUGCGUUCUUGCAUAGUCUUAUUGAGGAGCACCGCAGUGGGAAGCACGGCAGUGUUGACAACAUGAUUGAUCAUCUCUUGAAGCUAUGCCAGUUGCAACCCGAGUACUACUCCGAUCAUAUUAUCAAAGGUCUUAUUCAGGCUAUGCUACUAGCUGGAACAGACACACCAGCUCUGACCAUAGAGUGGGUAAUGUCUGAAUUAUUGAACAACCCCGAAGUAUUAAAGAAGGCAAAGGAUGAAAUAAACACUCACAUUGGAAAGGAUCGUUUGGUAGAAGAACAAGAUUUGCCAAAACUUUCAUACCUUCAAAACAUAAUUUCCGAGACAUUUCGAUUGCAUCCUCUAGCACCAUUGUUAUUGCCACAUGAAUCUUCAGAGGAUUGUACAAUUGGAGGAUACCAUAUUCCACGAGGCACUAUAGUGUUGACUAAUGCAUGGCUUAUUCAUAGAGAUCCUAUACUUUGGAGUGAUCCUACAAGUUUUAAGCCUGAAAGAUUUGAGAGAGAAGGGGAAGUGAGCAAGUUAAUUACAUUCGGGUUAGGGAGAAGGGCUUGCCCUGGACUGGGCUUGGCCCAGCGUAUGGUGGGCUUCACAGUGGCAUUACUAAUCCAAUGCUUCGAAUGGAAUCGAGAAAGUGAGCAAAAAAUUGACAUGGUGGAGGAUAAAGGGCUCUCCAUGGCAAAGCUAAUUCCAUUACAAGCCAUGUGCAAAUCACUGCCUAUUGUCAAUAACAUUAUGAAGAAAUUAAUUAAUUAAUUAAUUAGUAUCUUUUACUAAUAGUAGAAUUUGUAGUGUUGUGUGAUGAUAAAACAAAGUGUAUUUUUCAGUGUUUUUGGGGACGUGAGUAGCGUAGCAUGUAAUCGUGCCUUUCUUGUUAUCUUUAGUAAUUGUAGUGUUAUGUGAUUAUAAAAUAAAUGUGCAUUGUCUGUUUUCA